Molecule: messenger RNA, 2270 nt
Organism: Macrobrachium nipponense
Lineage: Eukaryota; Metazoa; Arthropoda; Malacostraca; Decapoda; Palaemonidae
Product: serine-protein kinase ATM-like
Exons: 12
Coding region: 509-2122 (537 amino acids)
Biological process (GO): DNA repair
Molecular function (GO): protein serine/threonine kinase activity; protein binding
Source: RefSeq, a predicted model, not a curated record
UAUGGAUGUGUGCUGAUGGACUCCCACUUGCAAACCGCCUCGAGUUGUAAUUACAGAAUAUUUUAACAGAGCUGUUGACAUUUUAGAAGCAAGGCAAGAAUCUGGAUGUCAAAACGUUUUAGAAAAUAGUUACCACAAGCUUUCUGUAUAUGCUGAUAAACUGUACAGAGAUGUCCGUCAAUAUCUAGAAUCUGACAUCAUUCAGUCAAAGAGGGAGAAUAUUGCUAGAUCAAGAAAAGAAAUAGAGAAACUAGAAAAUUUAAGUGUGAAAGCACAGGAUUUAACUGAAAAGAAAGACUUAAUAAGAAAGCUAAGUAUUCUCCAGAAAAAUAUUGAUAUUGACAAAAAUGUCUUGGCUGACUUAAAAAAGGAGCAAGAAGAGUUCCUCUUCCUAGCUCUUCAGAAUUAUUUGAAGUGCCUUCUAGUGUCUCAUGAUUAUGACUUACACCUGUAUCGUACUGUUGCCCUUUGGACUGAGAACCUUGAAAAUGCUAACAUUAAUAAAUUGAUGAACACAUAUGGAAUAAAGAUAAAAAGCCACAAGUUUGUACCACUGUUAUAUCAACUUGUUGCCAGGCUAACUUGUGUAGCAGAUGAAAAGAAGCAACUGUUUUUGAAAACUCUUCUUAAUAUUUUAGAGCGUAUAUGUCUGGAGCACCCACAUCAUAGCCUCCCAGUUGUUAUGGCAUUGGCAAAUGCCCAUGCUGAUGAUGAUAUUUUGAAAGACUCCCGUAGCAGCAGUAGCCGGAAGAAAUUACAGCAAGCCCAGGGGGUUGAAGAGGGUCGAGUUCAGGCUGCAAAGCUUCUGAUAAAUAAAUUAAAGAAGACAGAACUGGGUAGUCAUGUUGCAGAGCUUGAGAAAAUUUCAUUAGCAUAUCUUGUCUUAGCAAACUGGUCUGAUGGUGCAGAUAAACAUAAUGCAGGAGACAAGGUUAGGAUUCCUGGUAAUCAGCCAUUGAUGAAUAUUAAAAACAUACAGUAUACUAGUGCUCUUACUCGCCCUCUUGUGCUUCAACCCUCUGGUCAUUACGAUCCUCCAGUUAUAUCUUCUUGGGAAAAUCAGUGCAUGUUUGUAGGAGGAGUUAAUGCUCCUAAACGUCUGACUGUUAAAACCUCUGAUGGGCUGUCCCAGUUUGAACUUUUGAAGGGCAGAGAUGACAUACGACAAGAUGCUGUCAUGCAACAGGUGUUUGGUAUAGUAAAUGAAUUAUUAUGCAAAAAUCCUGAUACCAGAGAGAGAGCUCUUUCUGUGCGUACUUACAAAGUGUUACCACUUUCACAAAAGAGUGGUCUUAUCCAGUGGUGUAACAAUACACAGGCAUUUGGAGAAUAUCUUAUAGGCAGUGAUAAGAAAUCUGGUGCCCACAAAUUAUACUACCCAGAUGAUUACAAUGCUCAAAAAUGCAGACAACUGAUGACACAUGCAAGGACUGCAAAGACUGAGUCACUUGAAGUGAGGUAUAAUGUGUUCCAGGAUAUUUUGAAUAAUUUCCAUGCAGUCUUCAGAAACUUUUUCUUUGAGAACUACCCUUCACCUCAUGAAUGGUAUAAGCGCCGUCUAGCAUAUACUCGCUCAGUUGCAACAAAUUCAAUGGUCGGAUACAUUUUAGGUCUUGGUGAUCGACAUGUUGAAAAUAUCUUACUUGAUAAAUCCAGUGCUGAACUUAUCCACAUUGAUUUAGGAAUAGCUUUUGACUUUGGAAAGAUUCUCCCAACUCCUGAAACAGUUCCCUUCAGACUGACACAGGAUGUCCGUGAUGGGCUAGGUGUGUUAGGAGUUGAAGGUCCUCUACGGCAGUGCUGUGAAGCCACCUUACGUGUCCUUAGAAGCUCAGCAGAGGUGUUGGUUACUGUUGUGGAGGUGCUGAGGCAUGAUCCACUGUACCAGUGGACACUGUCACCACAGCAAGUAGCUCGUCUGCAAGAUGAAUAUGGUCAGGGAAUAGAUAUUAACUCUGCAUCUAUGGCGGACAGAGUAGUAUUGAGACUGCAGCAGAAACUAGCUGGCUUUGAAGAUGGUUUUUCUAGGAAUGUGUCAGAGCAGGUAACAGUCCUUAUACAGCAAGCAACAAAUGAAUCAAAUCUCAGUAGACUUUUCCCAGGUUGGCAGCCCUAUAUCUGAAUUGGUAUUAAUGGCAAAUUCUUUUAUUUAAAAAAAGUUCUUGGCCGGAAGAAUAUAUUUUUCAUUCUAAAGUUUUCAUUCCUGAUAUAACAUUUUUUGAAGGUCAGUCGAUGUAUUACACACAUUUUGAAAAUAAAGUGAGAUUGCU